Molecule: messenger RNA, 3681 nt
Organism: Pollicipes pollicipes
Lineage: Eukaryota; Metazoa; Arthropoda; Thecostraca; Pollicipedomorpha; Pollicipedidae
Product: cholinesterase
Exons: 12
Source: RefSeq, a predicted model, not a curated record
CUGCCGCUCCUGCUCUUGUGUGCCGCCGCCGCAGCCGCCGCCCCGGGCGGCACCGUGAACCGCUUCGGCCAGUGGCGCGUCGCCACCACGGCUCCCCCCGCCGCUCCGGCCGACCCGGCCACCUUCCGCAACGGCGGGCGGCGCCAGUGCCCGCCACCGGCCGGCGGCGACAACGCCAACGUCGGCUACGACAAGUUCGACCCGAACCGCUGCGUGGACGCGGACGUGGGCGUGCUGGCCGGCUGGCGGCCAGACCUGCAGGGCGCGCGCCGGCCAGGGGAGGGUCUCACCAACCCGCUGGUGGAGCUCCGCACGCAGCUGGGGCCGCUGACCGGGUUCCGGGUGAAGCUGUUCGACGAGCCGGGCCUGCGGCCGGAGGAGUGGCCGGCGCGGCUGCAGCCCGGCGUGCACAAGGAGAGGAGGACGGUGACUGCGUUCCUCGGCGUGCCGUACGCGCUGCCGCCCGUGCAGGAGGCGCGCUUUAAGCCACCGCGGGCCCGGCCGGGUUGGCAGCGCUGGCUGGCGCUGGACUACGGGCCGGCAUGCCCCCAGCCGGCCAGGUUUGUCGGGGCCGGACGUGGGGUGCGGGAGGUCGACGAGGACUGCCUCUACCUCAACGUCUUCACGCCUCAGGUGUCCAGCAACGUGAAGGAACUGUACGCGGUCAUGGUGCACAUCCACGGCGGCGAGUUCUCCCACGGCUCCUCCAACCGCUUCCCAGGCCACAUGCUGGCCGCCUGGGGUCAGGUGGUGGUCGUGACCUUCAACUACCGCCUCGGGGCUCUAGGCUUUCUGAGCACUGGCGACGAGCACUCACCGGGAAACUACGGCCUACUGGAUCAGGCGAUGGCUCUGCGCUGGGUGUACGACAACGUGCACUACUUCAACGGCGACCGACGCCGCAUCACGGUGUUCGGCGACGACGCCGGAGCGGCCAGCGCCGGCCUGCUGGCCGUCUCCCCGCGCACGGCCCAUAUCGUGCACCAGGUCAUCGCCCAGAGCGGGUCCCCGCUGGCUGACUGGGCGGCCAUCUCGGACCUGGAGUGGGCCCGCAACACGUCCCGCGUGUUCGGCGAGAGGAUCGGCUGCCUGGCCGACACGUCCGCCAAGCUGGUCAACUGCCUCAGCCGCGGACGCAGCGCGCUGGAGAUCGGAGACGUCGAGUUCACGCCGGACGUGGGCGUGUUCCCGUGGGCGCCGGUGGUGCAGGCCAACAUCUCGCUGCCGCCGGACGGCUGGUACGAGGGCUGGACGGAGCGCGACUGGCGGGUGCUGCCUGAUCUACCGGCCGCGCUGUACCGGGCGCGGGCCUUCAGCGGCGACCUCCGGCUGCUGACCGGGGUCAACAGGGACGAGGCGGCUCCCUUCGUGUACGGAAACGCGAGCUUGGCCCCGGACUACGUCAUCACGCAGCGCUGGCUGGACACCAAGGUGCGGGAGUGGGCCGAACAACACAACUACACGCUGAACCUGAACGGCGUGACGACGGCCAUGCGGCAUCUGUACACGUACUGGCCCGACCCCAAGAACCAGACGUGGAUACGCCAGAUGUACAUCAACUUUGUCUCUGACGCGCUGUACACGGCUCCGGUGGACGCCAUGGUGAAGAUGGCCCUGGAGCUGGACGUGCCCACGUACCAGUACGUGCUCAACACCACGGUGGAGGCCCUGGAGGCGCCGCUGUGGCGGCAGGUCCCUCACGGCCUGCAGUACUACAUGCUGACUGGCGCACCCUUCUUGGACCCCGAGCUUCUGCCAGGAGACGUUCGACUGGAACGGAACGCCUGGACGGAGGGCGACAGAAACAUGAGUCAGCUGUUCAUCGAGGCGUUCGCCAACUUCGCGAAAACCGGUCGGCCAUCGCCGCGUCAGAUCCUGAACACUGUCAGCUGGCAGCCGGCCCUGCGCGGCGACCAGCGCUUCCUCAGCAUCAACAACACCUUCAACAGCACCAUGUUCAGCAACCACCGGCAGACGGAGAGCGCCUUCUGGACCCAGUACCUGCCGACGCUGGUGGGCCACGAACUGCCCACAUACCGACCUACUACCGAGUUUUGGUGGAAUGAGCCGGGAGAGCCGCUGCACAUCGCCUUCUGGUCCGUGACGGCUCUUACUUUCGUUCUGCUGCUGGUCAUUGCUGCUUUCUGCUGCCUAUGGCAGAACACCAAGCGAAAGAGUGACCGACUGUACGAGGAGUCGUUUAUGGAUGGCAACCUGGAGGUGCAGGAGAACACUCACUUCGCCGCAAGUGUCAGCAAGCCGCCCUCGGUUUCCUCCGUCAACGACGUCAGCACCGUCACCCACCAGACCACACUCUGAUGGUGCUGGAGAAGACUGGGCUGGACUAUGCCGGACGAGGCUUCAUUAGGCGCCAUCACGCCAGACGUGGUCGAGGGAGGGCAGAACACAGGAGGCCACUACCUGACCCGACCUUUCCCACCGGCAAGGACGGCGUCCCUGGCGGCCGAAACGGGAAUCUGAAGUUCGAGUGGACGACGCUGCGUGCCGCUCGGUUGAUGUGCCGGCGGCAGUGGAAUACAGAUACAGUCUCAAGCACGUCGCAGGAGUCCCAGAUCGAUGACAGCUUUCCACAGAAGCGUAUCGCUGUCAUAAAAUGACGUGUAGCGGUGUCUAAGAGCGGUAGGUGCAUCGGAGAACGUUUAAAUGCCACAAAAUUCCACUGCGUUGCGUAUAAUGCUCUUGAUAGCCGGUGGGACGACUCCGACCGUGUCGUCUGGCGGGAGAAGACCUGUAAGUGUAGGUCAGUAGUAAGAGUUUUGAUCGCUUUUGUUGCCAACCUGCUUCUACAGGGACGACGUCGGCCAAUCACCGCGCGCGUUCUUAAGACACUUAUCGUCCCCCACGCGUGACCGGAUGUCGGCCAGCGGUGUCACGCGAGUCGUGCACCGACACACAACAUCGAGCCAGCUCCUGCAUGGCACUUUAUUGCCUGGAAAGGACGGCCCGGCUAUUUGCCUGCCAAGCGCUGGGUGGUUUUGCUACAUCUCCGUCAGCUGUUUAGAGCAGCUCUAAAUUUGCUGACGGCGCGGCGCGUGGCUUGAAAGCGGAAUGCGUGCUGUGUUGAGAUCUCCGCGUGCGCUGCGGCACAUUAUCCGCGGUGUUUUGGGGUGCGUCGAUGUGCCCUCCCGGCCCGGAAGAUCGCGGUCAUCCCAGUGGGCCAUGUAUAUUUACGCAGCCACUCAGCAGAUUUCACAUGGUCGUCGCUGGAUUAGGCACGGUGGUACGCUUUGGCCUAUAUGUGCCACAGGUGGCUGUUCAUAUUCGGUUGCGAGAUGCUCAUCGUCGAUGACGACGUGUGUGGUGCGGCAUAUGCAUGCAUGGGUUCCAAGCAGGUGGCGUGGUGGUUGCCCAACUGUUGCAGAAUAUGACGCCGGGUCCAUAGCAGUUGCAUUGAAGCAAAGACUAAGAAGCGUCCCAUUUCCCAACAUCUCGCCACAAGUCUCAGCCAUUGUAAGCUUAUAUGGCGUACGCUGUCCGUCGUCAUGGAAUACGUGUGGCGUUUGCGGGCGUUUGCGCAUGGUAUGAACUGAAUUUACGGCUUAUUUUAUGAAGUGGCUGACUUUGUGUGCUGCCAGCGAGCAGGAACGUGCGUUAAAUCCAUGACGAUGCACUGAUGUACCUGAUAUUUGUCACGUUUUUAUACAGGUCGAGGUACGGACA